Brassica napus (rape) is the source of this 4443-nucleotide messenger RNA. RefSeq lists its product as uncharacterized. The record is from RefSeq and is a predicted model, not a curated record. Bases 1350 to 4106 code for a protein of 918 amino acids. The transcript has 4 exons. NCBI's taxonomy places the organism in Eukaryota, Viridiplantae, Streptophyta, Magnoliopsida, Brassicales, Brassicaceae.
CUCCAAAAGAAGUUGGAGUUUUACUAAAAGCUUUAGGAUAUGCACCAAACACUCCUAUAUAUAUAGCUGCUGGUGAGAUUUACGGUGGUGAGUCUCGGUUAGCCAGUCUUGGCUCUCGUUUCUCCAUGUUAAUGAGUAAGGAAAAGUUGGCAACAAAAGAAGAGCUUAAGCCUUUUAUGAACCACUCAACUCAAAUGGCUGCACUUGACUACAUUGUUUCCGUCGAAAGCGAUGUUUUUAUUCCAUCCUAUAGUGGAAACAUGGCGAGAGCUGUUGAAGGGCAUCGCCGGUAUCUUGGUCACCGGAAAACAAUAACUCCGGACAGGAAAGCCAUUGUGAGGUUGAUAGACAGAAUUGGUAGAGGAGCUGAGAACGAUAACAGGAAAGUCUAUGAAAGAAUCAUAGAUAUCCACAAAACUCGACAAGGAUCACCGAGGAGGAGGAAAGGACCUGCUUCAGGAACAAAGGGUUUGGAGAGACAUCGUUCUGAGGAGUCUUUCUACGAAAAUCCAUUACCGGACUGUCUCUGUCAGAGAGACCCAAGUAGAGGGAGAUGAUGGUUACAUGAGAUAUGGAUUUAACAGAGGCUUGUUGGAUCUGCUACUGCUUCUUGGCAUUCACACGACAAAGUUAAUUAUAGUUAUAAACGUACAGCAUUUUAUAGUGAAAACCACCACUUCUGAUGGAUGAAUCAAAUGAAAUCACACAGUUGUGGUGAACGAAUGAUAUACCAUUUUCUUAUAUUUUGAACUAUCAUUCACCAUCCAUAAAAUGUCUAUAGUUUAUCCAUGGAAAAUAACAUUAUCUUCAAACCAUGAAUUGAACAAUAAGAUGUAAAUAAAUUUUUUAGAUUUUAAGUGUUAGAUUCUCACAUUUUAUGUUGAGGAACCUGAUAGGUUCCACUUCGUAGGAAGAACAGAGCAAUGAGGAGGAUAGAAGCUUGAGGGAGAAGAAACAUAUGAGUCAAGGAUGGUCAACGUGGAUAGCAAAGACUCUGAGUGGAAUAGAGUCUUUGCUCAAGACUUCUUCAUGUCAUAUAAAUAACGUGGCUUCUUCGUGCUAGUUUCUUAUGCUGUAUAUUGUAGAGAGUGUAGACGCCAUGAGUCUCCUUUCAUCACGAUCGCCAUGAGAUCGUGAUUGAAUCAUCAGGCACGGAUCGCCAUGAGAUCAUGACCUGAGAUUCACUUUAUCAGCUUAUCCUUUUAUCCUUUUCGUUUGUAAACGUUGGUUUGGGUUUCAAUAAGAUCGAGAGUUUCUUUACUUAUUCGAGAUUGAUUGUGUGAUACGAGAGUUCCGAGUUACAAACUUAUCAAAUUGGUGCGUUCGUGAGCUAGAUCGAAUCAAACGCCAUGAGUUUCGUGGAGAUUCCUAUUUUCGAAGGUUUCGCGUUACGUCAAUGGAUCGAUUGGAUGGAAAAGAGGUUUGCACAGGUGAGGCUAUCAGAAUCGCAGAAGGUGAGUUUGGGGAAGACCUUAAUCUCCGGAGAUGCGAAAACGUAUAUCCAGCACUGGCGAUUGCCUUUCCACAGCUGGUACUCGUUGAAGGUUGCCUUGUUGUUCAAGUUUGGGGAUGAUGACGAUCCAGAGAAGCUUCGAUUGAUAGAGGAUAAUACACGAUUCGUAGAGCGUUGUUGUAAGAUCAGAGCACAACAAGAUGUUGCAGAAGAGUUUUUGAAGACGAAGCUUUCUCAUGUAGCGGAUCAUCAUUUAUCAUCAAUUGGGAAGUGUCUGGGUACUUAUGAGACCAGAUUCGAUUCAGUGGAUCAGCGUUUUGAUCAGCUUACCCAGAUCGCCACGACGGGAACAACAAUUGCUACGACUUCCAUUGAUCCGAUUCAGGUAUCUCAUCCUUCUAUGGAAUCUGAUCUUCCUCACUAUGAACGUAGCAAUAGUUUCGUCACGAAGAUUGCUAUGCCGCGCUUCAAUGGAUCUAGUCCAUUUGGCUGGCUCUUGAGACUAGAGAAAUAUUUUCAGAGUUGUCACGUUGUCGAGGAUGAGAGAUUAGGAAGGUUGUCUGAGUGCCUUGAAGGAGAAGCAUUCUUUUGGUACAAGAAGGAACUUUACUUUGGUGGAUUCAGAACCUGGUGUGAGUUUAAGCGCAGGCUGGUGGCUCGUUUUUCUCCGGUAAAAAGAUGUUCUCGACAAGCAGCAACACGGACGACGGAAGUGAUUUCGCAGACUGUAGUUGAACCAAAUAAAUCAUUGGAGACAGUGAGAACUCCAGAGGUUCUUGAGAUGCCUCUAGUGAAAACUUGUUCUUCACCAACAGUGUUUCUGAACCACAUAUCAACUCUAGAGACUGUUCCUACGGAAAGCUUAACUGGUGCAACAGAGUUUCUUCAUGAGAGAGAGACAGUUCCAGUGAUUGAUCGUGCAGAAGAAUUGGUGUCUCUGGUAUCUACAGUGGAAGACUUGAUUCAAGAAGAGGAUUCACAAGAAGCACAAGAUUCUGAUAUGAGAAAUGAAGUUGUUCGUGAGGCAGAGUCUAUCAAUCAACCUCUGACUGACGCAGAGCUAGAAUCAAGUCCUGUAAAGAAACCAGUGGAGACAAAGAAGAUUCCAGCAGGAGACUCAAUUCAGAAUCUGGUGAUUGAAGUUGACCACGAGGACAUGCCAAUGUUACAACCUCUGGUAUCAAAAUCUGUUCUCGAAUCUGGCCAUAGAGAAAAAUUGUUGGAGUAUUUGGAAACAGAUACUGUGUUUGAGGUUCAGAAGCAAGACGUUAGUCCAUUCAUUGUUCUAAUACCAUCGGAAGAGGAUGCGUUUUAUGCGCAAACAACAUGUGUGGGCUCCACUCUAAACGCCUACAAUGUGUUCGCUCAAAUGUUUGUUCUGAGAGAUGUAUUACAACAAGCCAUAAACCAGCAGAAGAAAUCCAAAUCUUGGAAGUUCAAAUUCAAACCAAAGGUGCCAUUUGGUGCAGACUUUACACGGCCUGGAAGAGGGCAACCAGUAGCAGAAAAAGGACAUGAUACUGGAGCUCCGGUAGUCUGUAAGAAUUUGGAUAUGGAGAGUAAUGUCUACUUUCCAGUGGGUGGUGCAGGUACUUGGAGUGACGGAAAGCUCAUGACUCAAAUAGAGAAGAACAGUGGCACUACUUUCAAGAUCAAGCUGACAAUUGGGAAUACGCAGAGGCUUAGGAAUUCACAAAAUGAGAAUGUGCUUCAUGACAACCCUGUUGCUUUGUUAAAGAUUAAAUCAGGUCUUGAGAGUGCUCCACUGGAAGCUUGGUUACGUUCUUCACCAGAAGCGCGGCUUACAUAUAAAUCACUGCCAAAAUGUCUUCAAGUUGAUGAAUUACGUACAAAGACGGAUUUGCUGCAGACAAAUGAACCAGGGAUUCUGUUUCAGGCACAGUCUGGAUUGGUUUUGAGUGGUUUCUACUCUGAUUUUCACAGUGGUGCUCGGAGUCCUCAGAUGAAAUUCUUUAAAUCUUGGAUGUUUAAAUACAACCCUGAGCAAUAUGAACUCACGUUCUUGUCCAGUACAAACGCGAGGGAGCUGAUUGAACUAGGGAAAGAGAAGAUAUUGUUCAGUGUUAUGGGUUCUUUUGUCUGGGAUAUCAAUGUCGGGCCUACUGUAGUUUUCUGGUUUAGACUGAUGAGGAAGAAGAAUCAUGCAAGUUGGUUGCAUGGGAAACUUUGUUCUAACAGAUUUAUGGAGCUUAACCCAUUCAUGGAGCAGAAACAUGACAAGCAAUCUAAAGCUGGUUAUAACUUCAUGAAAAUGCAGUAUGUCAUGGAUAUGAUGGAGUUACUUGCUUUUGUGCGUCUUGAUAUGGAGGAUACCAAACCUGUUCAAAUUAGAGGUCACAAAAUCUUUGGCAUUUGGCAUCGUUGGAGAAGCAGGGACUGCGUCCAUGGUGUUUUUGGAAUGGUUAUAACAUGGGAAAUGUACUUAAGGAGCUUUCAAAGUGGAGAAAGGCUGCAACCAUCUUUCCUGAGGAUGGUGAACGUAUGGGAGUAUUGGAGAAGUUCAGCUGGUGGUAAUGUGCUUCAUUCCAAGUGCCGCCACAAACACCUUCUAUGUUUUCAGCUUGAGGACAAGCUGCAUCUGAAAGGGCGGGGUAUUGAUAGGUUCCACUUCGUAGGAAGAACAGAGCAAUGAGGAGGAUAGAAGCUUGAGGGAGAAGAAACAUAUGAGUCAAGGAUGGUCAACGUGGAUAGCAAAGACUCUGAGUGGAAUAGAGUCUUUGCUCAAGACUUCUUCAUGUCAUAUAAAUAACGUGGCUUCUUCGUGCUAGUUUCUUAUGCUGUAUAUUGUAGAGAGUGUAGACGCCAUGAGUCUCCUUUCAUCACGAUCGCCAUGAGAUCGUGAUUGAAUCAUCAGGCACGGAUCGCCAUGAGAUCAUGACCUGAGAUUCACUUUAUCAGCUUAUCCUUUUAUCCUUUUCGUUUGUAAACGUUGGUUUGGGUUUCAAUAAGAUCGAGAGUUUCUUUACUUA